UCGUCCUCCCUCAACGCGGACUGCGGACAGAACCUGCAUAGAAAAAACAGGGAGAAAUCUGCGUCGGUUUCGUUCCCGUCAACGAAACCCUCUACUUUUCACCGGUCAAAGGAGGCGAGGAUAUAUCAGCUUCGUUGAUUUCUCCCUCCGCCAUUGAGGCAAAGGAUCAGCAGACAAUUGUUGUAAAAAACACGAUACAGCUAUGCAGAGCCAAGUUGUUUGUAGCGGGUGCAGGACCGUCCUCCUUUACCCAAGGGGAGCCACGGAGGUGCGUUGUGCCAUAUGCAGCACAAUCACCCCAGCUGCUUCAGGAAUGGAUAUGUCUCAACUUGUAUGUGGUGGCUGUCGAACGAUGUUGAUGUAUACUCGCGGUGCAACAAGUGUAAGAUGUUCCUGCUGCAACACAAUCAAUAUCACUAUGUCAGCAAAUCAAGUUUCUCAUGUGCACUGCAGACAAUGUCAUAGAAUGCUGAUGUACCCAUACGGAGCGUCAUCUGUCAAAUGUGCAAUUUGCCAUUACAUUACUAAUGUUGGGAUGCCAAAUAUGAGAGCUCCAGCCCCUGCAGGAACGAGGUCAAAUGAGACUGCACCCAUCCAGCCAUCAACAUCAAUUCAUUCCUCUCGUGUUCCAAACACGACAGUGGUGGUUGAAAAUCCGAUGUCAGUGAAUGAAAGCGGAAAACUGGUGAGCAAUGUUGUUGUUGGAGUCACUACAGGGAAGAAAUAAGAUCGGGCUUGUUGUGCAGGACAAUUAAUAUGUCUAUGUUCGAGUUGUAUAAAAGAAUGGACUUUCUACAUUAACGGGCCCAUGUUUUUCAUAGAUUGUGGUGCAUGCGCAGGACCUGCAUUCUUUUCGGUUUGUUAAAAGUUUACUGCAUCAGAUUGAAUUGUUCGCAGUCUAAUCCAUUAUAUAUAGUGUUCCGAUCCCUACGAGUUAGUGUUGUGUUGUGUAUGUUGUACCUAUUACACCGAGAUGUACAAAUUUUUGGUAAAUUUUGGUAAAAGGUGAUUUGUUCGUACCA
Zingiber officinale is the source of this 1022-nucleotide messenger RNA. Its product is annotated as protein LOL2-like. The transcript is spliced from 7 exons. The coding region runs from base 203 to 727 and encodes 174 amino acids. Lineage: Eukaryota; Viridiplantae; Streptophyta; Magnoliopsida; Zingiberales; Zingiberaceae. The record is from RefSeq and is a predicted model, not a curated record.